Molecule: messenger RNA, 573 nt
Organism: Alosa alosa (allis shad)
Lineage: Eukaryota; Metazoa; Chordata; Actinopteri; Clupeiformes; Clupeidae
Product: chymotrypsin-like elastase family member 1
Exons: 7
Coding region: 1-573 (190 amino acids)
Biological process (GO): proteolysis
Molecular function (GO): serine-type endopeptidase activity
Source: RefSeq, a predicted model, not a curated record
AUGGCGUUGCAAGGGGAGACUGGCUUUGACCCGGUCACAGUCACACUUGAGGAGGCCAAUGCUGACACUGCAGGAGCAGGACCUAUCGUGUGGUUGCUGGUGAGCAUGAUCUUAACAAGCAAUGACAUCGCCCUGGUGCGCCUCUACACGUAUGCCACACUGAACAGUUACGUGAAGCUGGCCACCCUGCCUUCAGCCAAUAGGGUGCUCAGUAGUGGAACUUGCUACGUCACUGGCUGGGGUCGGACAUCUAGUAAAAGCGCCCUCUCAAACGUGUUGAGAUACAGUUACCUGCCUAUCGUAAGCCGCAGCACUUGUACACAGGCAAGCUGGUGGGGAUGCAGUUUGAUAAAGUCCUCCAUGAUUUGCGCCGGAGGAACUACAAGCCGAUCAGCAUGUUAUGGAGACUCCGGUGGUCCUCUGAACUGCUACAUUGGGAGGAGAUGGGUGGUUCAUGGAGUGACCAGCUUUAUCUCCAGCAGAGGAUGUAACACCGUGAGGAAGCCAUCAGUUUUCACUCGUGUGUCUGCCUUCACAUCCUGGAUCAACAGAGUAGAGCUUACAUGUUGCUAG